AUGAGCUCAGAAGCAUCACCCGAAGCAAAACCCAACCCCAAGCCCCUCAAGGGCAUCCUCAAGAAGCCGUCAGCCCCGCCAAACCAGUCAACUCCCACCAAGUCGACCUCCUCUCCAUCAUCAUCAUCAACGAAGCCGUCGUCGUCUACGCCAGCCAAAAAGUCCGCGACAACACCAACCAGGCCCUCGACUAGACGACCCUCUCAAACUCUUUCCCGCUCCUCCCAGCCCCCAAGCCCCCAACAAUCCCAGUCCCCCACCAACGAAGAAGAAAACGAAGAAGACCUCCCCCUCGCCGAACAACAACGCCGCCGCGAAGCCGCCGCCCGCCUCCGUCUCCUCCAACAAAUCAAAUCCCAAGUUCUGCCACCCCCCGUCCCAAUCGAAGUCUUCGAGCACCUCUGCACCCUACCCACCACCUCCAACCCGGCGUCCUCCCCCUCAGCAGAGGACAUCCAAACCUUCUUGAAUGCCCUCCAGAAGUUCCAACCCAGGGAAUACCUCGACCUGAUCGAGGAGCGCAAUUGUUUGGGCAAGUGCGGAUACACGCUGUGCCCUAGGCCAAGAAGACAGCUGCCGGGGCCGUACAAGAUUACGAGGAGUGGGGUUGGCAAGGCAGAGGAGUUGAACAAAUGGUGUUCGGAUGCGUGUGCAGCGAGGGCUCUAUAUAUCAAGGUGCAGCUGGAUAAUCCAAGCUAUGAACGGAGGAAGGGACCUGGGGGUAAGGAUGAGCUCUUCAUUAAGCUGGAGCUGAGGGCCGAGAAGGGGCAGGAAAAUAAAACGGAGAUGGGGAGGAAGACGGCCUAUAAGGAUGAGCAGGCAGAAAAGGACCUGGCUGAUGCCAUGGCUCGGCUGGAACUUGACAAGGCCACUAAGGCAAAGAAAGAUGCCGCCCAGCUGGCGCUUGAGCGCGGCGAUGCUGCUGGUGGUCUCUUUGCCGCUGAAGGACGUGUCGAGGUUGUCAUUCAGGAGAAGGAGAUUGACGAACCCGUAGUGCCACCCAAUCCAGGCGAUCAGGACAGCCACUUGUAUGUUGAAGGAUACAAGAGCGGUACAGGGACGAAGAAGCGUUCCGAGGAUGAUGAUAGCGAUGACGACGAAUUUUUCUCGAUCAAGUUUCGAUAG
This is a messenger RNA of Thermochaetoides thermophila DSM 1495, 1125 nucleotides long. RefSeq lists its product as uncharacterized. Gene Ontology annotation, molecular function: RNA polymerase II CTD heptapeptide repeat phosphatase activity; RNA polymerase core enzyme binding. The record is from RefSeq and is a predicted model, not a curated record. The transcript has a single exon. The coding region runs from base 1 to 1125 and encodes 374 amino acids. Lineage: Eukaryota; Fungi; Ascomycota; Sordariomycetes; Sordariales; Chaetomiaceae. Gene Ontology annotation, cellular component: cytoplasm; nucleus.